Messenger RNA from Xyrauchen texanus (razorback sucker), 2071 nucleotides. RefSeq names its product G kinase-anchoring protein 1-like. The coding region runs from base 158 to 1273 and encodes 371 amino acids. Lineage: Eukaryota; Metazoa; Chordata; Actinopteri; Cypriniformes; Catostomidae. Gene Ontology annotation, biological process: signal transduction. The record is from RefSeq and is a predicted model, not a curated record. Gene Ontology annotation, cellular component: Golgi apparatus. The transcript is spliced from 12 exons.
CGGAGGUUGUUAUCUCCUCGAAUAAAAUAAUCUCUGUUGAAGAUAUUUGACACCGUUUAAAAUACUCCUGUCCAUACAGGCCUCCGUACUUGUGUCUGUUGUUCCAGUUUGCUCUUGCACCAAGACGUGGAUCCAGACUGCCUUAACCAGAUACAGUAUGACAUCAACGAUGAUCUCCGUACCCACCACAGCAUCACGGUUUGCUCUGCUGCAGGUCGACUCAGAUUCGGACAGUGAUUCAGAUGCAGGAAAGCCGAAGACAGGUCGUGGAGCAGGAAAGCCCCACUCUGGGAAAGCUCCCAGUGGGAAGAGCACCCAAAACAAUGACAAGAAGAAAGAGAAGAGGAGACGAAAGAAGGAACAGCAGCAAAGUGAAGCCAAUGAGCUCCGGAGUCUUGCCUUUAAGAAGACCCCUCAGAAGUCCACAGCACCCUCCUCCACACUCUCGCUACAGGAUUUGGCGAAUGAUCUACUGGUCCCAGCAGCAGUCCAGCCAAAGUCAACACCACAGGAGAACUGGCACGAGUGGAAACAGAGAGAUGAACAGCUGACCAGUGAAUUGUAUGAGGCAGACCUGGAGAAGGCCUUAAUUCUGAGUAAACUGCAAUUUGAACAAAAGGUUGUUGAAAAAACUGAGACAGCAUCACCAAAGGCCAAGACCGGAGGGAAGAAAGACAGGAAGAAGGCUCAGCAGGGGAAGGACAAAAAAGUGACUGUGUCUCUCAAAGACUUUCAGCAGGAGGGCAGUAUGGAUCAGCCAAAGAGGUCUGGCAGAGAGGAAUUGAAGCCCGUGAACCCUGCGCUGCGUGACGACAGGUUCUUUAACCAGCUAGAGGACGACGUGAGUCGGAUCGUUCAGCAUGACAAACGCAGAGAGCAGUACAGCAACAGUGUCGCCCAUGAGGUCAACGCCUCCUCAGAACAAGAGCUGGAUGUGAGAACAGAGCAGUUAAAGUAUGAUCUGGAAAAGAAAGACCAGGAAAUUGGAAAGCUGAAAAAGACAAUUUCACAAUGGGAGGAUCGAUAUAAGGAAGUAAAGGCCAGAAACUCUCAGCUGCUUAAAAUGCUUCAACAGGGAGAGAUGAAGGAUAAAGCUGAGAUUUUACUGCAGGUGGAGGAGCUCAUGAACAUAAAAGAGGAAUUGUCCUCACAGGUGAAACAACUGCACGCAGCUCUUGAACAGGAGAGGUCUAAGGUGAAAGGCUUGCAGUCAGACCAACCGAAACAUCAGGGGAACCGGAAGGGGAAGAAAGCAUCAGAUGGGGAUUUAUGAAGAUCGCUCGUAAAAAGAAAUAGACAGCUUGAAUGUUCCACCUCCUUUGUCAGGCUGCUACAGAUUACAGAUUAAAACAGCAUCACAGAUACAAACGCUUCUCAUCUUUUCCAUUAAACAGUAUACUUAUAGCUCUUGUCAUCAUAGACAUCCUUUGAAUUCUCAUCACACUGGCUUCUGGUAUAAUCAUCCUUACAGGGCACCUUCUGUUACGAUUCGGUUUCAUGUUUCAGUUGUGUGUAAUGCAAUCCCAUCUGUUAGUGUCACUGCUUCUAAACCGUAGAAGAAAUCUACUGUUGUUUUGUGCACUAGUAAUGAAAGUCUUUGAAUCUUGAGUUCUUUUCAAUAAAAAGACUAAUCUGCUUUUGCAAAGUGUUGGAUAUUUGUGCAUUAACUGAACGGGAAGCAUUGCUUUGUUUUAAUAUCAUGAAAGGACUCUGCAACAGUUUUCAUUUAAUUUAAAGGGAUAGUUCACCCCAAAAUGAAAAUUCUCUCAAAAUGUACUCUCAUGCCAUCCCAGAUGCGUGGGUUAGGGAAAUAAUAUAUACACAAUUAUUAAAAAUGGAUCUGUUUCUCACCUACCUCACUUCUGAAGAUAUGGAUUAAUUUUAUGCUGCAUUUAUAUGCUUUUUGGACCACUUGCAUUAUAAUAAUUUGGACUUACAUUUGCUUAAUGAAAAUAUCUUAUUUAACUUCAGUUAAACUAACAAAUGUGGCUGCAAAUGCCCUGACUAAAAAUGUAUAAUUGUAAUUACAGUUUCCGCUCACGGCAACUUGCUUUGCUAUUACCCACCACUA